Striga asiatica is the source of this 6412-nucleotide messenger RNA. The record is from the annotation of a GenBank genome assembly. Lineage: Eukaryota; Viridiplantae; Streptophyta; Magnoliopsida; Lamiales; Orobanchaceae.
GUGACUAUUACUUGUAAGUAGUAACUGUAAAUCUUCUUCCUUUUCAACUCUAUAUAAAUGUGUACAUUACAUUAGCUCAAUAGCUCCCUUCUGCAUAAAAUUUCCGGUUUCCCACGUUUCCACACCUUCCGCCGCCACGCCCACCGGAGAUGGGCUCUUUCCAGCGCCCUCGCUUUCUCGUUCUCAUUUUCAUAUAUCUUACUAUUUUCUCCGCCGUCUCUCACUCAUUCCCUUUCCCCAGAAAAGAAAAACACAAAAUUGAAGGCCCCAUCAAAACCCUAGUAGUCCUGGUGAUGGAGAAUCGCUCCUUCGACCACAUGCUCGGUUGGCUUAAGAGGGUCCGGCCCAACAUCGACGGCCUCACCGGCUCUGAAUUCAAUCGGAUCAACUCAUCCGACCCGAACUCUCGGCCCGUGUUCGUCUCCGACGACGCCUUCUUCGUCGACUCCGACCCGGGUCACUCGAUCCAAGCCAUCAGGGAGCAGAUAUUCGGAUCCAAUGACUCGUCGGCCGACCCGGCUCCGAUGAACGGGUUUGCGCAGCAGGCGGAGAGCAUGGGGGUCGAGGGUUUGUCCAGAACCGUCAUGAGCGGGUUCAAACCGGAACUUGUCCCGGUUUACACCGAGCUAGCGGACGAGUUUGCUGUUAUGGACCGGUGGUUCGCCUCGGUGCCCGCAUCCACUCAGCCAAACCGGUUCUAUGUUCAUUCAGCCACAUCCCACGGCGCCUCCAGCAACGUUAGGAAGGACCUCAUCGACGGGUUCCCUCAGAAGACAAUUUUCGACUCGCUGGACGAAAACGACCUUAGUUUCGGGAUUUAUUACCAGAAUAUCCCGGCUACUCUGUUCUUCAAGAGCCUUAGGAAGCUCAAGCAUAUCAUCAAGUUCCAUAAUUAUAAGUUGAAGUUCAAGCUCCAUGCUAAAACGGGGAAGCUCCCGAAUUAUGUGGUGAUCGAGCAGAGGUACUUUGAUGUGGACCUCUUUCCGGCAAACGACGAUCAUCCUUCUCAUGAUGUGGCGCUCGGGCAGAGGUUUGUGAAGGAGGUCUACGAGACUCUUAGGGCGAGUCCUCAAUGGAAGGAGAUGGCACUUUUGAUAACUUAUGAUGAGCACGGUGGGUUUUAUGAUCAUGUGCCGACUCCUGUUUCUGGUGUGCCCAACCCUGAUGGGAUAAUUGGGCCCGACCCAUAUUAUUUCCAGUUUGAUAGGCUUGGUGUGCGUGUUCCCACAUUGUUGAUUUCACCCUGGAUUGACAAAGGCACUGUGAUUCAUGAACCGAACGGCCCAACCCCAUCUUCACAAUAUGAACACUCAUCAAUCCCAGCUACCGUGAAGAAGCUUUUCAAUCUUCAAUCAAAUUUUCUUACUAAAAGGGAUGCAUGGGCUGGGACUUUCGAGAAAUACUUUUACUUGCGUGAUACUCCCCGAGACGACUGUCCAGAAUUUUCUCCAGAGACACUGCCGGAAGUUAAGACGACGUUAAGGUCACAUGGACCUAAAGAAGACAUUAAACUGUCAGAAUUUCAGCAUGAGCUCAUUCAAUUGGCUUCACAGCUUAAUGGUGAUUAUAUGCUUAACACAUAUCCUGACAUUGGACGAGGAAUGAACGUGGGCACGGCCAACCGGUAUGCGGAGGAUGCGGUUAGAAGGUUCUUGGAAGCUGGAAGAGCUGCUCUUAGAGCUGGAGCUAAUGAGUCAGCACUCGUCACCAUGAGGCCCUCACUCACCACCCGGACGGCUCAAACGGAGCUCGGAGAAAAAGGUUCGGCAAUGGCGGCCUCCAACGGGAGCGAGUAUUUCGAGCUUGACGUCGACGAGGGGGAGAACACGUUCAUCCGGCCGUCGAACGCCGAAUCGGUGGCGGAGGACGAGGAGGAGCUCCGGUGGGCGGCGAUCGAGCGGCUCCCAUCGCAGCAGCGCUCCAAUUUCGCGCUGGUGAGGCGCACGGCGUCGGAUUCCGGCGGAGGUGGCGGCGAUGGGGGCGGGACGGACACCGUCGACGUGAGGAAGCUGGAUCGGUUCAAUCGGGAGCUUGUUGUAAGGCGGGCGCUCGCCACCACCGCGCAGGAUAAUUUCCAGCUGCUUUCCGGGAUUAAAGAGCGCCUCGACAAGGUGGGUUUGGAGAUGCCAAAAGUUGAAGUCCGAUUUGAGAAUCUGCACAUUACUGCUGAUGUGAAAAUAGGCUCAAGGGCUCUGCCAACUUUGGUGAACUAUUCUCGUGACAUGCUUGAGCUUUUGUUGACUAAAUUGAAGAUAUUUCACCCAAAAAGAUAUGCACUGACCAUCCUCAACAACAUCAGUGGGGUGGUAAAACCAGGAAGGAUGACUCUGCUUCUUGGACCACCAGGUUCUGGCAAGUCUACAUUACUUCGAGCUCUUGCUGGGAAGCUUGAUAGAAGCUUGAAGAAAAAUGGAACUAUCACAUACAAUGGCCAUGAGUUUAAUGAGUUCUUUGUUCAAAGAGGUUCGGCUUAUAUAGGCCAGACGGAUAAUCACAUUGCGGAGCUAACUGUAAGAGAAACACUUGAUUUUGGUGCUAGAUGCCAAGGUUCUAGUGAAGGUUUUUCAGUAUACAUGGAGGAUCUUACCCGUCUUGAGAAGGAAAGCAAUAUACGCCCCCGCCCUGAAAUAGAUGCAUAUAUGAAGGCAUCAUCUGUUGGUGGUAAAAAGCACAGCGUGUCAACAGACUACAUGCUAAAAGUUCUUGGUCUAGAUAUAUGUGCGGAAACAUUAGUUGGUAACGACAUGCUUAGGGGUGUUUCAGGAGGACAGAAAAAAAGAGUAACCACAGGAGAAAUGGUGGUUGGGCCUCGGAAAACACUUUUUAUGGAUGAAAUAUCUACGGGGCUUGACAGCUCUACAACAUUCCAGAUUGUUAAUUGUAUAAGGAACUUUGUUCAUCUCAUGGAAGGGACAGUUCUCAUGGCCCUUCUUCAGCCUGCUCCUGAGACGUUUGAUCUUUUUGAUGAUCUCAUACUACUUUCUGAAGGUCACCUUAUAUAUCACGGGCCCCGUUCUGAAGUCGUCGAGUUCUUUGAAUCAUUAGGUUUCCGGUUGCCACCACGAAAGAAUGUAGCUGAUUUUCUACAGGAGGUAACAUCCAAAAAAGAUCAAGCUCAAUACUGGGGUGAUCAUUCCAAACCAUAUGAGUUUGUUCCGGUUUCAAAAUUUGCUGAAGAAUUCAGGAAUUCAAGAUUUGGUCAGAACUUGAAAGGUAUUCUCUCUGAUCAGUAUGAUAAAUCGAAGAGUCACCCUUCAGCUCUGCCCAAAACCAAGUAUGCUGUACCAAAAAGGGAGCUACUUAGAGCAUGCUUUAACAGAGAGUUGCUUCUAAUCAAUAGGCAUCGCUUUCUGUAUAUCUUUAGAACGUGUCAGGUUGCAUUUGUAGGUUUUGUGACGUGUACAAUGUUUCUUCGAACUAGACUACAUCCAACUGAUGUGAUGAAUGGCGAGCUUUAUCUUGCGUGUUUGUUCUUUGGCCUGGUGCAUAUGAUGUUCAAUGGAUUCUCUGAACUACCAUUGAUGAUAUUUCGACUUCCAGUAUUCUACAAGCAGCGGGAUAAUCUUUUCCAUCCUGCAUGGGCAUGGUCUUUCUCGAGUUUCAUACUUCGCGUGCCUUACUCGGUGAUUGAAGCUAUAGUAUGGUCGUGUGUAGUAUAUUAUACUGUAGGCUUUGCACCUGGAGCUGGAAGGUUCUUCCGUUUUAUGCUUCUACUAUUUUCAGUACACCAAAUGGCGUUGGGUCUCUUCAGGGCAAUGGCUUCUAUUGCAAGAGAUAUGAUCAUUGCUAAUACUUUUGGAUCAGCUGCAUUAUUGAUAAUAUUUUUGUUGGGUGGAUUUAUUCUGCCAAAAGAAAUGAUAAAACCUUGGUGGGUGUGGGCCUUCUGGGUGUCUCCUCUAUCAUAUGGCCAGCGUGCAAUAUCGGUUAACGAGUUUACUGCCACAAGAUGGAUGGAGAGAUCCGCAGGGGGUAAUAUUAGUAUUGGAAGCCAGAUUCUCAGCCUUCACAGUUUACCUAAUAGCAAUUAUUGGUAUUGGAUUGGAAUCGGUGCCUUACUAGCGUAUGCCCUUUUCUUCAACGUCAUUGUGACCAUGGCUCUGGCCUUCCUUAAUCCUGUUAAAAAAUCACAGACAAUUGUUCCAUCAGAUGAUGAAAAAGAACAUCCAGCUAGUCACGGACAAGCAGAGAACUCCAGGUCGAAUACUACACCAGCCAAUAGUGGAACACAACAGAAAGGAAUGAUUCUGCCAUUUCAACCAUUGACCAUGACAUUUCAUAACGUGAACUACUUUGUUGAUAUGCCAAAGGAAAUGAGUUCACAAGGUAUACCAGAAACAAGGUUGCAACUAUUAUCCAAUGUCAGUGGAGUAUUCUCGCCUGGUGUUCUCACAGCAUUAAUGGGGUCAAGUGGAGCGGGGAAAACCACGUUGAUGGAUGUUCUUGCUGGUAGGAAGACUAGUGGGUACAUUGAAGGAGAUAUAAGAAUAUCUGGUUACCCAAAGGAACAUAAGUCUUUUGCUCGUAUAUCGGGAUAUGUUGAACAAAGUGAUAUACACUCGCCUCAGGUGACGGUUAUCGAGUCCCUCUGGUUUUCUUCAUUUCUUCGGCUUCCAAAGGAAGUGAAUGAAGGACAGAGAAAAGAAUUUGUUGAAGAGGUGAUGCAAUUAGUGGAACUCGACUCUCUGAGGCAUGCCUUGGUAGGCAUGCCAGGCAGUUCCGGCUUGUCUACAGAACAGAGGAAGCGUUUAACAAUUGCGGUGGAGCUUGUUGCAAAUCCAUCAAUCAUUUUUAUGGAUGAACCUACAUCUGGUCUAGAUGCACGAGCGGCAGCAAUUGUCAUGCGAACAGUUCGCAACACAGUCGAUACUGGAAGAACUGUAGUGUGCACCAUACAUCAACCGAGCAUUGAAAUAUUUGAAGCCUUCGAUGAGCUUCUUCUUUUGAAGCGAGGGGGGCGAGUGAUAUACGGUGGGAAGCUUGGUGAGAGAUCACUAACCAUGAUCAAUUAUUUUGAGAGUAUAAGUGGAGUUUCUCCAAUAUCUGAUGGAUACAACCCUGCAACUUGGAUGCUUGAGGUAAGCACGCCCGCUAUGGAAGAGCAGAUUCGUCAAGAUUUCGCCGUGAUAUACCAAAAUUCGCAGCAAUAUCGGAAUGUCGAAGCUUCCAUUCAAACCCAGAGUAUUCCUCCCGAGAACUCGGAACCUCUGAAAUUUGAUUCAACAUACUCCAAAGACGCUAUUUCUCAAUUCAAAAUAUGUUUAUGGAAACAAAAUCUCGUCUAUUGGAGGAGUCCAGCGUACAACGCUGUGAGAUUGUUCUUUACAACAGUUAGUGCUGUUAUAAUCGGCACUAUAUUUUGGGAUGUUGGUUCAAGAAGGGAUUCAACUCAAAACUUGUUCGUUGUAAUGGGAGCUCUUUAUGCUUCAGUCAUGUUUCUGGGGAUCAACAACUCUUCUUCUGUGCAACCAGUAAUAUCUAUUGAAAGAACUGUUUUCUACAGGGAGAAAGCUGCUGGGAUGUACUCUCCAUAUCCUUUUGCAUUUGCCCAGGGCAUUGUGGAGAUUCCGUACAUCUUGUUGCAGACAGUGCUAUAUGGUAUCAUUACGUAUUUUAUGGUCAACUUCGAGAGAACAGUUGGCAAAUUUUUUUACUAUCUCCUGUUUAUGUUCCUUACAUUCACAUACUUCACCUUCUACGGGAUGAUGGUUGUUGGUCUUACUCCUACACAAAACGUGGCUGCCGUUGUUUCGUCUGCAUUUUACUCGCUGUGGAAUCUUCUCUCUGGCUUCCUUGUCCCUAAACCAAGUAUCCCGGGAUGGUGGAUAUGGUUCUACUAUAUUUGUCCGAUUGCAUGGACGUUGCGUGGGAUAAUUACAUCCCAGCUUGGUGACGUGGAGACGAGUAUCGCAGGGCCGGGAUUUGAGGGCAGUGUGAAAGAGUAUAUCAAUUUUCGUUUCGGUUAUGAUUCGGGAAUGCUUGGAGUUAGUGUCGUUGUGCUUAUUGGAUUCAGCAUUCUCUUCUUUGCGGUCUUCGCAAUCUCCAUGAAAUUACUGAACUUUCAGAGAAGAUGAGCUGAACUGAACUGUAUAGUAGCUUUACGCUUUCAUGCACUUCAUGGAAACUGACUCUAGUUAUUCAAGAAGGAUUUUAAAGGGAGGUUUUGGUCGAUGACUUGGUCUGUUGAUUGACAGAACUGAAGUGAACUCUAUGGCAGAUGCUUGUGUGGUAUUAUGGUAAGUGCACUUUGCAAUCCAAUGCAGGGUCAAAUAUGCUGGUUUUAGACUAAUUUGAGACAAAUAUAUUGAAGGUAUUACUUGCAGCUACCAUCGUGUUGUGAUUUGUGAAUGAAUACAUAUAGUUUGUGAUUUGUGAAUGAAUACAUUUAGUCAAAGUACACAAAAUCUGAAGUAUU